Pelobates cultripes (western spadefoot toad) is the source of this 31273-nucleotide messenger RNA. NCBI's taxonomy places the organism in Eukaryota, Metazoa, Chordata, Amphibia, Anura, Pelobatidae. The record is from the annotation of a GenBank genome assembly.
AUGGAAGUCGGGAUCUCUCUACCUUGGGCCGGCCUGGCCGCCGUCGCCGCUACCGGAGUCACCGGAGCUUUCAUUUAUAACUUUGGCCUGUGAGUAGUGACCGAGAGCCGGGCCGAACAGCGCGGGCUUUGUGUCCUUCAUGGGGGGCGGGGGACUGCCACUCCUAUCAUCCCCGGGGGGGACUAACACUCCUAUCAUCCCCGAGGGGGGGACUGCCACUCCUAUCAUCCCCGGGGGACUGCCCUCCCCUAUCAUCUGGGGACUGCCGCUCCCUAUCAUCCCCAGGGACGCCUACUCCCUAUCAUCCCGGGGGACUAGCUCCCUAUCGUCCCCGAGGGGGGACUAGCUGCUCCUAUCAUCCCCGAGGGACACCCCUCCCUAUCAUCCCCGGGGAAGGGGGACUGCCGCUCUAUCAUCCCCGGGGGACUCACUCUAUCAUCCCCGGGGGAUUGCCACUCCUAUCAUCCCCGGGGGGGGGGGACUGCCACUCCUAUCAUCCCCGGGGGGGGAGCGGGGGACUGACACUCCUAUCUCCCCAUAAUAAUCUAUGGACAGAGGAAUAAUAAUGAUAAUCUAUGGACAGAGGAAUAAUAAUAAUCUAUGGGUUUAAUUCACUACAUUAAGGGAUUUAAUGGGGAGGGGAAAUCAAAGGAAUUUAGUGAGAAUUUCAAAUAUUAAAUACAAAUUUGAAGAUUUCUCCAGAUCAGCUGUGAUUUCAGUCUUUUUGGGGCUGUUUUUGGAUUAAUAUCUGAAUUUUCUUUAAAUAGCACCGUGUUUUAUUUGUAAUUGUUAAUCUAUUAAUUGUUAGAUUUUAUUAUAAGACUAAUGUCAACAGAACUAAUGGACAGAUGCACUUGUUACCAUGGCAACAUAACAAGUCUGGUCUCCCCGGAUUGUCAUGGAACCCCAGUACACGUGGUGCAUCUUAUUUAGUAAACAUUGAGUUAUUGUGAGCUGAAACACAAAAAAUGGAAUGCAAUAUUUAGGCAAAAAUGGUAAAUAUGGUGAAAUUCGGACCAGUGUGCUCUAGUCACAGCUUGCUUAUUUUAGCCUGUAUUCAGCUCUCUGUGAUUUUGUGUUUAGAGAAUAAACUCCUGCAAACUGCUCAAAGUCACUUGUGUUUUCAGUUCAAGCAUUUUGUCCUAAAAUGUAAAAUUCACCUUGAAUUAUUGCCAAUUCUUGCUAUAAAUGGUCAUUCCUAGCACUGUAAUGAAAAAUUAGUUUGACAUUCUAUUCUUUUAGGGUGUUUUUGUAUUUCCCAGUUUCUGGAAAGACAGAAGAAACAAAAUAUUGUCUUCCAGCUGUUUUGCAACAAAACGUUAAUGAAAAAUAUGUAAAACAUGUAAUAUUAAGGAUGCCUUACAGUGAAGUUGGAGUGACAGGGACUGACUUAGUGUAUUGGGAACUUCCAUAAAUCUCUUGUAUAUUUUCUUUUACCAUAAUCAACACAGCUGUCGUGUCUUUUACCAUUAAAUUGGGUAAUAGUAACAACCCCUGGAUGUUGGGCUCAGGACGUACCUUUCCUGGUUAAAUACUUUAUUAUAUAUUUGUAGUGGUGAGUGCCCGUUUUUGUGUUGUUUGUGUUUGCACUUUGCUGUAUGUUGGUUCAGUCAAGUGACAUGCUAUGCACAUACAUGUAUAUGUGAGGCUUUCUCUUGGUGCUCAUGUGUACAGUCCCUGGUAGCGCAUGUUUAAAAAUUCUUGUGGGACUGUCCUGUAUUGGGAACUAAGCAAGUACUUGGUGUUCGCCUUCUCUUCUUUGUAUGAGUGGUUCUCUUAUUAUAUUCCAUAUUAGAAUAGUCUGUUUUCAUUUCUGGCUUUGUGGUAAAUUGGAUCUGGUGGUUCCCAGCUCAGUCCUCAAUACCCACCGGCAGUCCAGGAUUUAGCCAUUUCCCAAAUUAAGUUCCUGUGGGGUUACUGAAAAAGCCCAGACUCUUGGUGAGGACUGGGUUAGGAUCCACUACUGGUAUGUGUAUGCAAUAAGACACUGCUGAAACAUGCACCAGCUUCUUCAGUCAAAUCUAAAUGUUGGAUAUCAUUGGUAUUAGAUAGGAAAUGUUUAUAAUGUAUUGUUAAAGGACCACUAUAGUGCCUUGAGGGUGCCCCCACCCUCAGGGACCCCCUCCCGCCGGGUUCUGGGGGGAGGAAGGGGUUAAACGUACCUCUUUCUCCAGCGCCGGACGGGGAGCUCUCCUCCCUCUUCUUCCGUCACCGGAUGAAUGCGCAUGCGUGGCAAGAGCCCCCGCGCAUUCAGCCAGUCCAUAGGAAAGCAUUCACAAUGCUUUCCUAUGGACGUUGGCGGAAGCCCUCUAGCGGCUGUCAAUGAGACAUCCACUAGAGGCUGGAUUAAUCCUAUUAUAAACAUAGCAGUUUCUCUGAAACUGCUAUGUUUAUUUAAAAAAAAAAAAAAGAGGGGGGGUGGGUUAAACCUAGCAGGACCUGGCACCCAGACCACUUCAUUAAGCUGAAGUGGUUUGGGUGCCUAUAGUGGUCCUUUAACAUACACUUCAGCUUCUGUUCAACAUUACUGUAAUCUGCUGUGUGAACAAAUCUGGUAAUAUACUACAGAUUUAAGGGGACACCAUUGACUCUAAAUAUUCCAUCUUAUUGAAUUGCUUAUAGUUCCUCACAUGCUGUCUCUCCAUUCAGUGUUAAACCACUUUCUAGCAGGUUAACAGUAAAUAAUGGCACCUGGCCACCCACCGUUCAGCCCUCACUAGGAGUAUGACUGAGGAAGAGAUUGCACACUUCCUUCUAGGCAUACCAAUAUUUAAAAUCUGUAAAAUGACUGCUUGAUGGCUGCCUGGUCAACUUUGUAACGUUAAUGUUGAUGCCUUUUAAAUGUGAUUGACACCCAUCUCCUGAUUGCUGUAAUAUGUGUCAGUCUGUCAAUUCAAAUGUCAAGUGAACAAUAAGGCAACAGUACUGACCCCAAAUAAUUAAAAAAAAAAUUAUGUUCAUUUACUCCCCACAUACGGGUUUAGCAUUCAUUCUGCAACAUCCAGCAUACAGAGCUUGCGAUGCAGCGGUCUACGUGUUUCGUACUUCAACAUUUUAACAAAAAUCUUGUUAACAAGCCUUGUUGAAGUACAGAAUGCGAAAAAUCUUGUUAACAAGCCUUGUUGAAGUACAGAAUGCGUAGACUGCUGCUAUACUGGCGAAUUGCAAGCUUUGUAUGCUGGAUGUUGCCGAAUUGAUUUUAAACCUGUACAAGGGGGGAAGAAAAUAAUAAAUGCACUUCAACUCAUACCAACAAUGGGCACACUCUCAGCCAAUCACAGCUGCUACUGGUGCUGUGGCCAAUGCUUCCUUAUUAGCUCAUGCUAAAAAUAUUUUAAUAUACUAAAUGUAAGGACGGCGGCAGGGGACUCACUUAAAGGAACACUACAGACACCAUAACUUUAAUUGGAAUUAAGUUGUUAGUGCCAGAAAUUCCCUGGCACUGGCGUACUAUUAAGGAUUAAACGGUUUACCACCAAAGUAAGUUACCUGGCGCCUGAUCUGUUUGCACCCUGUCUUUCUGCUGCUGAGAAUCUCGGCUGACAUUGUAAGCCAAUCAGUAGCUUCCCAUUCACAAAGGGAAUUGCUAAACAUAUGCAUUUUUCUCAAGCUGUUUUGCCAAUGAACAGCUAGUGAUUACUAAUCAGCGGUGUCCCUUGGUGAGGCUUUGUAUUUUAAGAUUCUCAGCAACAGAAGGAUAGGGACAGAGCAAAUGGGUGUUGGAUCAUGGACUUUGAGAUUUGUAAACCAUUUAACCCUUAAAGAUAAGCCAGCGGCAGAGACCUUCAGGCAUAAUAAAUUGAAUUCCAAUGAAGUUGUUUUGGUGCCCAGAGUGUUCCUUAAAAUAAGAUGAAGCAAUUAUGCCAGAUGCACACUGUACACAAGCCACCCUUUCAGACUGCUAAAACCCCACAGACCAACACGAGCUGCUAAUCACUGCGGCAUGCUUAAGCCUUCAGACAAAACAAAAUCCCUAUACAACCUUGGUUCAUACUGCCAGUCCUCAAUGCGCCACUAAUAACAGCUCUGAAGUAGUUUAAAGGAUCACUGCAGUGUCAGGAAAAUGAAUAGUUUUUUUCUGACACUAUAGUGUGUUGAGGGUGCCCCCACCCCCAGGGUCCCCCUCCCGUGGGGCUGAAGGGGUUAAUACCCCUUCAGCAGCUUACCUUAAUCCAGCGCCAGGCUCACUCGGUGCUGGUGACCUCUCCUCCCCCGCCGCCGUCAGCAGAGCCGAAUUUUUCAAUGCUGUCCUAUGGACGCUCUGCGUGAUGGAGGCAUAAUAAGCCUCUAGCGUUGCAGAUGCGCCUCUAGUGGUUGUCCGGAAGACAGCCGCUAGAGGCUGACUUAACCCCAAAUGUAAACAUAGCAGUUUCUCUGAAUCUGCUAUGUUUGCAUCUGAAGGGUUAAAACCUGAGGGACAUUGCACCCAGACCACUUAAUUGAGCUGAAGUGGUCUGGGUGACUAGUGUCCCUUUAAAGAUUUUCACACCAACCCCUGUAAUUACACAACAUAUAUCAUAGACUUGCUUAUGUAUAUUUUUAAACCUAAUUGUAAUAGUACUAUUGCAAAAAUGAUCUUUUGUGCCAUUUUUGAGAUUUGUCUUAAUUAUUUUGAAGAGGUUUGACAAAUAACAGGGCUCUCUCGACAUUUAGCUGUUGCUUACCUAAUGAAGAUGUGAAUGUCUGCUUUUGCCUGUUACCCUCUGGAUGACUGAUAGGCUAAAACCAUUGAGCUAAACACCCCCAGCACCCUCAGCCUAUCAUUGCCUUCAAAGUCAAGGCAUGGGCAGACUAAUAGGAUUAGUUUCCCGUUAAUGAGAUCUUUACACUCAAGCUGUUGUGCACUACUGUUUUGCAAAUCUAAACACUUGGUGAGUCUCAUGGAAAAUGUCUACACCAGCCAUCACUAGAGCUCAUACAUCACAGCUUUGAUCAGCUGCAUUCACACAGCUAAAAUGAAAUUGUCCCUCUUUGUUCAUUUGAGAUAAUUAAAUGUGGGAUGUUUUUGCUUUGUGACCUAGUGCAUUACAAGAUACUUUCAAAGUAUCGGUAACUUGCUUUGGCUUCUCGGGGUAUGCUCUUGUAGCAUUCUAUAGUCCUGCUUUAUUUGAUGAUCCUUUUAGUAGUGUUUUAUGGGCGUAAGUUCAGUUGUCGAUGUUCAUUUUGGAAAGUUAAAUCUUAAAGCAACACUGUGUAGGCAACAUAACCACGCCAGCGAAUUCAAGUGUUUAUGGUGCCCGUAGUCCACAAGCGCCAUAUCCUGGUCCAAACCAGUGUCUUACCAUUUCACAUUGAUGUAGCUUCUCUUGUUGCUCGCAGCCUUGCCCCCAAUGACUGUAUGGAGAUGUUGCGGUUUUGCCCUGCCUUACGCCAUACCCCUCAGUGUUAUUCUGAGAGCCUUGAAAGUUGGCGCUACUCUCCUUCUUUGCUGUGCAAUCAUUGGGGUUUGGACUAAGCACUGAUGACCCUGCAUCCUUGUGAAACGGUAAGAUAACGGUUAGACAGAUUCGGAAGAGGCUGCCCCCACGACAAGCUCCAUAACAACUUCAUUGAGUUUAAGUUAUUUCUGUGCCUAAAGUGUUCCUUUGAAUAAAACUCCCAUAAAAAAAUGUACAUCUGCAUUUAUCGAAUAAAGACAAACUCCUGUGGGCUGGUGAAAAUAGGGAUAAGAGGGUAAGAUUACGGGGCAAAACAAAUUUCUUUAUUUAAAUAACAAUAAACAUUGAAUAAUCAAGUGUGUGCCAUGUGUUGUGUGUUGCAAGCCUGGUAUUAGUGACACUUGAGGACUGGCCCUGUUAACCAAGGAUGUAUUGUGAUUUUGUUAUGUCUGAAGGAAUGAAUCCCUAAGGUCUGUUCUUGCCACUGCUCGUGCAUACUGCAGUGAUUAGCCAUUUGUGGGGUUUUAACAGUCUGAAAGAGUGGCUUGUGUACAGUGUGAAUCUGUUUUGAAAGGCCUCCUGUCCCAGGGAUUAAAAAGGGGCAACUGUAACUGACUGUGGGAUUAUUCUAAACAUGAUACUGAAUGGAGAGCUGUAACAAGAAAAUUGUAAUUUACUUGACAAGAAGCAGAUUGGUUUAUGACUGUAACAUCCGUCACCUUCCUGUGAUCACACUGACACAGCUGGCUUCUCUAGAUUUAUUACAGCUAAGCUGUAGUGGUGUGGAUUUCAUUGACAUCACAUGUUUUUUUUUUUUUUUGGGGGGGGUUGUUAAAAUCUUUAAUAUUUGCAACCAAAUCGAGAUUUCAUAUUUAGAAUGAUCACUUUUCUGAUCAGUUUUACAGUUAUAUUCGAUUUUGUUAUAUUCCAUUAUAAAUACAUAGAUAAUAGGGAAAUUCGUGCUCGGUGAACUAUCUCCAGUUUACUAGGUUAAUCUCUCCUAUUUGGAGAACAACUUGGUGUAACUUCAGCCGUCAUGACCAAGUUGCUGUAGUGGUUAUGAUGUUAAGAGUACCCGGCGCCGCACCCUGUUAAUGGCACAAAUUGUUUUACAACAGUUUACCUUCUUACCUGCCAGGUCUCCUCUGAAGUAGGAUAUACAGCAUUCAGCUUCUGCUGAGAUGCACGAGCUCAAUGCGGGUCCUGCAUUCAUUGACUGAGCACAUCACUUGACUACCUUUUUAGUCAAUGAAUUGCACUGACAUUUUCACAGAUCUGAUAUUGGUGAGCUCAGGGCUCUAGUUCCAGGGUGUUUGUUGACACCCCUAAGCUCUGUAUGUGCAGAGUUUAGAAGCGAAAUACUUUUAACCACUAAAGGGGUUAUGGUGCCUGGAGUAACUAUUUAAAUGAAAGGUGUUCAUUGUGUGUCUAUGUAGAUUUGCAGAGUAUAUGUAGGAUGAAGGUCUUUUCCAGAACUUUGUGUUUAUUUUAUAACCAUUUUCUGUGAAACUAUGUAUAUUAUCUCUGCAAACACAAGUUUACCUUUAAUCCAAGUUAUACAUUUACUAAAAAAAAAAAUAUAUAUAUUGCACGAAAAUAGUCUCCUGCUGCAUAUCUGUUCCAUACUGAACAACAUUUGACAUUAAUGUAUCUUAAAGAGAAAAGUAUCUUUUGGAUAGAUUUUGUUCCUCCAAAACAUACAUACAUUGGGAUGAACAGUAUCUCACAGUGUAUGCACACAAGAGGUGCCCCUCUUACAAUUCCAAAGCACUUUGUUUGGGUAGCCUAAUUGAUCAAACUCUACACAAUUAUCAAGAGAUGUUGGCAACUAAGCCCGGAGUGUCCUUUUUAGUAGGUUUUCUCUUAAAUCUGUAGUGUUGACCAAUUCCAUUCUCUCGUAUGUAGAUAGUUUUUGUUUUAAUUCAAUCUAAUUUCAGUCAACUAAUUUCUCCUGGUAUCAUGCGAUUAGCUCACAAUUUCUAUGCAGUAUGUUACAGCAUGUAUGUCCUUAUAACAUAGUGAUUAAUAUGUCUUCUUUCUCCACUAGAAAACGUCCUAGUCACGUGAAGGUCAACUGCUGGUUUUGCAAUCAGGACACUUUUGUACCUUAUGGUAACAGAAACUGCUGGGAUUGCCCCAGCUGUGAACAGUACAACGGCUUCAAGGAGGUAAGCUUGACGGGACAGAGUUUGGGUAAUAAUUAGUCUGGAUUUUUUUAAGCACUUGUCAAAUUAGCAAGCAUUCUACUGUACUCAAAUUAAAAGAAACCUGCAAAGAUCUUUUAGAGAAAAAUGGAUUUCAAGUGUUUUUUUUUUUUUUUUUUCACUCCCAUUUUUUGUCGUCUGUUAUCCAAGCCUGCAUCUGCUUUAUUGGUAUACUUUAGGACAAUGUUUUGAUUACAUUUUGUUUAUUUAUUUUCCUCCACUCUCUCCCUCAAUGAAUUUCUAACUUGUAUGGGCAUAUUAUACGCCUCGUAUACCUCUGAUAAAUCAAUACAUGCUGUUUUAGCUAGUUAAACCUUCUUUGUGUUUUACCAGCGAUCUUCUCUGUGUGCUAAAGUGAAAUCUUUGUUCCAUGCUCAUUUUUAGAAAUGUUUACAUGAAUGUUACUCUUUUUUUUGCAGAAUGGAGACUACAACAAGCCAAUUCCUGCCCAGCACCAUGAACAUCUGAAUCAUGUAGUGUCUGGAGGAAGCCACCUACCUGAUGUCAUUAAACCCCAACAGUGGGUAAACUGCCAGACUCUGCUUUGCAAAAAAUGCAAUGUCAAUCAAAACACCAUAAUUAAGCAACUGGCAUCUUUUGUACCAAGGGAUGAUGUAAGUAUCAAGUUGCAAUGGCUUAGUACUCAACUAACCUGUGUUUAUCUGGUAAGGAGUAUGAAUGUGUGAAGGUGGUGUGUUUAAUGCAAUAUGAAUUUUACCAGAAGUUUUAUAUUGCACGCUGUUCAUGGCAUUCGAUGCAGUGGUAAGGAAGACCAUAGUUUGGAUACUGUAUUGAAUAGUUUAAUGGGGUCUCUUGCUGUAGAAGCAUAGAUCAUAUUUAUUUAAAUGUGUUUUGUUAUGUAUCUGACUAGGCCACCACUGUCACUACUGUGGUUACAGUGGAGCAGUAAGGAGUAUCUUAUUAGGAAGAAUAAAAUUCUUUGUACCUUUUUAAUACGGGCUAUAGUUUAUUCCAGUAAUUAUACAAAUCCGCCUCCAGAGUUUAGUGACUAAUCAAAGCAUUUAGUAGAGAAAGGUGGGAAAGCGACAUCUACUUCUGCUGUUUGGGAGACACUCUGACUUCUGUUUAAUCCGGUUUACACUUGUCCCUUAGAACCGAUACGAUGAGGAAAUUGAGGUAUAUAAACAUCACUUGGAGCAGACAUACAAACUGUGCCGCCCAUGCCAGGCUGCCGUAGAAUGCUACAUCAAACACCAGAACCGGCAGCUGAGAGCUCAUAUGCUGAACCAGCAUCUGAAACACAGGGAAACAGAUAAAUACCAUAUUAAGGUGAGCAAUGAGAAGAUCAUGGUAGCUGCAACUCGAUAUCAGAACUGGCUGCUUGUCUCUUUCUGAUAUUUUGGGGUAUGUUCACAAAAUACUGAAUUGUAGCGAUUAGAGAACAGUUGCACAAUUUAGGUGAAAAUAGCAGAUUUGGAAAUUUUCCAACUCUGCUAUAUUCAAAUAUUGAUUAUUUUAGCUCUGAAUAUCAUUACAAUUCAGUAUUUAGUAAGUAAAUGCAAUAAAAAUAACUGGUUUGCUGUCAUAUUGCUGCAACCUCUGUAAAACCAGCACCAAGAUAAGGGUGCAGUUAUGUAUUGUGUUUUGCAUGGUGAGAAAACCUAAGCACAUGUAGUGACAGAACACAAAUAAAGUGUUAUAGUACACAUCCAGUAUUGCACAUGCCCAAUAACAAGGGAAAUACAUUUUCAAGAUGUUCUUGAUUCGAUCAGCAAUCAUUCAUCGCAUCAAAUGAGCAGAAAAAUAUUCCUAAAAUUGUAUUUUAAUACAAUAUAACUUGUUGAAAAAUACUUAUGUAAAUUGCUUACUUGCCCCCUUUUGUGCAAUCCUGCUGUGUAUGCAUUACAAUACUUUCAUUUAUAUCAUCAUAUCCAGCUUAAAUCGUGAUUCCAGCCAUCUUAACCACCGUCUGUUGGGGUUUUGAUGGGCCCCAUUUCUCGGUACUGGGGCAAGCAUUUUUGCAAUGGUUGGCCCUCUUACGUCAUUCCUGCCAGGCACUGAGUCUCCUUAAUAACAUAAAUGAUGGUGCUUGGAAAAACCCUUUUAGGGUACACUUGAAUCACCAAAACAACUUAAUAAAGUGGUUUUGUGUAUUGAGCAUAUCCUUGCAGUCUCACUGCCCAAUUAUUUGCCAUUUAGAGGAAAAUCACUUUUUGUGCAGCCCUAGCCACACCUCCCCUGCAUGUGACUGACUUACACAGCCUCCCUACACACUUCCGGAAAAAGAGCACACAUAUUUUAGCUUCCUUUUGUUGCACAGCAUGUUUAAUUUAGGAGUUGUUAGCUGUCAAGAGCCUACAACAGCCUCCUAUGUCAUUACAAGUUCUUGUUCUCGUCUCCUGCUCUAUUUAUUGAGAGCAAAAAAAAAGCGCAAGAGUAUACUGAGAACGGACAUCAGCUGAAAUAGCCUGCCCUUCGGUGGGUCCCCGCUCAGAUCUGAAGCUGGUUUUAGCUCAUCUUGUGCCAUUACAGAGAGAACAUAUCUGAAGCAUAUCAGACUGGUCCCACCCAUACGGGCAGUCCAGAUCUGGAAUGCCAGCACGUUCCCUCUGCACGAGAGAGACAGCAACCCCAGACAAUUGUUUCAGCCUUGUUAGGCAUCAUCAGUGAGGCAUAGCUGAUAUCUCCCAAGCACCGUGAGCAAGGGGUCCAUGUCUGGAUUACCCUUUAAACUUAUGGAGAGCAAAAAAGAAAUUGAGCGGUUGUCCAUUAUCAGCACUCUCUCGCGACUUGUUUUUUGCUCUCCUUAAAUUUAAAUGGUAAUCCAGACGUGGACCCCUUGCUCACGGUGCCUGGAGGGGUAUUUGCUAUACCUCACUGAUGAUGCCUAACAAGGUUGAAACGAUUGUCUGUCUGGUGUUGCUGUAUCUCUCGUGCAGAGAGAGCGGGCCUGUAUUUUGAAUCUGUUCUGCCCUUUUGGGUGGAAUCAGGCUGAUAAGCAUGACCUUGUUCUCUCUUUAAUGGCACAAGAUGAGCUAAAACCUGUCUUUGUCCGUUCUCGGCACUCUCUUGCGACUUGUUUUUUGCUCUAUUUAUUGAACAAACACAUUUGUUAAACCUCCCCACAGAGGUGUGUCAAGUGCUACCUAAACAGUGGUUGAACUCUUAAAUGGCUGAGAACUAAGCAGUGAGACUGAGGAGACAUGAGCUAGACACUAAGACAACUUAAGCUAAAGUUGUUUUGCACUUUAUGAAAUUAGCACUCUGAUUUAGAACACCAUUCAAACUGGGGCCCCUAAUGCUCAUGUCUAGAAAUAGUGAGGUUUGUAGACCGUGGAAUAAAACAAUUUAUUCUUAUUUGUUUGGUGUGUUACACUAUAGUUGUGUUUUUUGGGGGGGCGAGGGGGGAUGGUAUAGAUCCGCAGAUCCUUCAAACCAGUAAACUCUCUUGCACAGUCUAAUAGAAUGACAAGUACAGCAGAGUGGAGUAUAAAAUGUUUAUUCUCCACUGUACUUCCCUCCAUGGGACAUAAUAAAGUCCCAUAAUGCUCCAGGUUUCUUCUGUCAAUUGUGUGACAUGGUCUGUACAAGUGCAUCCAUCCUAUGACAUGCUUUGUCUUCAAAUUUGACUGCACUAAUGGGUUAAAUAUGUACACUACAUGUCUUAACUGCCAGAACAAAAUAAAAUGUAGUGUAAUUAAAAAAUAAAAAUGUACUUAAAAUGUGUCUUCUUAAUGCUGCAGGGUUUUGGACCUUCCUUAUCCUGCCAAGUUCCAAUGCAUAUCCUCAUACUUCGCAUAUUCACCUUCUUAAGUUGCCUAUUCCUGCUGUGGCUGAAUGUCUUUGGCCCUGGCGACCUGUUCAUCUUCUCCACGGAAAACACAAAGAUUUCUGAAGAACCAAUUCAAAGUCCAUUGUUGACUUUUUCAUCUGAUGACAGACUUAAUGGCUUCUGGAUGGCAAUAUUGAAAACUGCUAAAAUACUGAAUGAGGCAUGGUGCUAUGGCCAGACUCACCCGAUGGAAGUGGCAUUACUUGGAACAUGUGCCUCCAUUUUGGCUUUUGUCUCAGCCGGUCCCAUCAGGUUAGUGUUCAUAAACCAAUUUUUUUUUGCAUGCUGAAGAGUGCUAGGGAGGGGAAGGUAAUGGUAUUGGAUUAUUCAGGAUACUUAAAGCACCACUAUAGUGCCAGGCAAACAAACUCUUGUUUCCUGGCACUCUAGGGUCUUUAGGAUCCCCCCACCCUCAGGGUCCCAAUCCCGCCGGGCUGAACGGGCAGGAAGGGGGUUAAUCACUUACCUUUCUCCAGUGCCCGACUCCCUCAGCGCUGGGGAAAUCUCCUCCCUCUUCCGACGUCGGCGUUGAAUGCGCACGCGCAUUCAAUCGGUUUAUAGGAAAGCAUUUCUCAAUGCUUUCCUAUGGACGUCAGCAUCUUCUCACUGUGAAAAUCAGUGAGAAGCGCAUCUAGCGGCUGUCAAUGAAACAGCCACUAGAGGUUGGAUUAACCCUAAUGUAAAUAUUGCAGUUUUUCUGAAACUGCUAAGUUUACAGCUGCAGGGUUAACCUUAGAUGGACCUGGCACCCAGACCACUUCACUGAGCUAAAGUGGUCUGGGUGCCUAUAGUGGUCCUUUAACUAAUUCAUGUAAACACUUUAUUUUAUUUUUUUUUGUAGGUUCCUUUUAAAAAAACUAGUGUAUGGAGUAUAAAGAAAUGCUGAAGUUGUUAUUUUGUAAUUUAGGCAUUAUCUCACAUAUUAAUUUGCUGGAAUUGCAAAUUGGACUGUCUUAAAAGAUGAACAUGUUUAGGGACCCGUGAAAUAGUUUGAUCCCUCCAGAUAAAAUCAGAGAAAAUGUAUUGAUUGUGUAACUGAUAUUUUUACGAUUAUGAAGAACAAGAAAAAUGGAUUGUGGCCAACUAAAAAUAAAAUUCCAAAAUUAAAUAGCUAAAAUAAAAAAUUGCAUAGUUAGAAUUUUUUUUUUUGUCCAAAUUGUCUAUUCUUGUCUAAAUGUUUCAUAUCCAUUUUCCAUUCAUUGUAGUUUAGUAAAUAAGCCCAUGUGUAUUGCUGUAGAAUGCAGUUACCAGCAAUUUAUAUCAGGUCAUCUCUAUUUCUGCAACAUAGUCAUCACACAUCAGCUACCUAAAUUUCUAAUAAACUCACAUUUGUAGUUGCAUACCUAAUGGUUUUGCUGAGGUUUGGAUUUAAAGGAUCACUAGAAGCAUCCAGACCACUUCAUCAUAAUGACGUGGUCUGUGUGCAGUGACCCUGCUGCUUUGGUAAUGCUCUUGUAGUAGAUAUGGCAAUGUCUACAUUGUAGGUCUUCCUAACAGCCAAUACUGAUGCUUCCUCUUACAAUUUCAGUAUUCCACAAAAGUGAAUAUUUUUUGUAAAUAUUUUAUAUCUUUUCAUGUGACAACACGGAAGAAAUGACUCUGCUUCCAUGUAAAGUAGUAAGUGUACAACCUGUAUAACAGUGUAAAUUUGCUGUCCCCUCAAAAUAACUUAACACAUUAAUGUCUAAAUCAUUGGCAACAAAAGUGAGUUAGUACACCCUUAAGUGGAAAUGUCCAAAUUGUGCCCAAAGUAUCAAUAUUUUGUGUGGCCACCAUUAUUUUCCAGCAAUGCGUUAACCCUCAUGGGCAUGGAGUUCACCAGAGCUUCACAGGAUGCCACUGGAGUCCUCUUCCACUCCAUGACAACAUCACGGAGCUGGUGGAUGUUGGAGGCCUUGCAUUCCCCCACCUUCUGUUUGAGGAUGCCCCACACAUGCUCAAUAGGGUUUAGGUCUGGAGACUUGCUUGGCAUGUCCAUCACCUUUACCUUCAGCUUCUUUAGCAAGGCCGUGCUCGUCUUGGACGUGUGUUUGGGGUCGUUAUCAUGUUGGAAUGCUCCCUUGCGACCCAGUCUCCGAAGAGAGGGGAUCAUGCUCUGCUUCAGUAUGUCACAGUACAUGUUGGCAUUCAUGGCUCCCUCAAUGAACCUUAGCUCCCCAGUGCUGGCAGCACUCAUGUAAGCCCAGACCAUGACACUCCACCACCAUUCUUGACUUUAGGCAAGACACACUUGUCUUUGUAGUCCUCACCUGGUGUGGUCACCACACACGCUUGACACCAUCUGAACCAAAUAAGAUUAUCUUGGUCUCAUCGGACCACAAGACAUGGUUCCAGUAAGCCAUGUCCUUAGUCUGCUUGUUUUCAGCAAACUGUUUGCGGGCUUUUUUUUGUUCAUCAUAUUUAGUAGAGGUUACCUUCUGGGACGACAGCCAUGCAGAUCAAUUUGAUGCAGUGUGCGGUGUAUGGUCUGAGCACUGACAGGCUGACCCCCCCCCCCACCCCUUCAACCUCUGCAGCAAUGCUGGCAGCACUCUUACGUCUAUUUCCCCGACCAUGACGAGACCUGUUCUGAGUGGAACCUGUCCUGUGAAACCGCUGUAUGGUCUUGCCCGCCGUGCUGCAGCUCAGUUUCAGGGUCUUGGCAAUCUUCUUAUAGACUAGGCCAUCUUUAUGUAGAGCAACAAUUUAUUUAUUUAUUUUUUUCAAGAUCCUCUGAGAGUUCUUUGCCAUGAGGUGCCAUGUUAAACUACCAGUGCGAGAGCGAUAACACCAAAUUUAACACACCUGCUCCCCAUUCAUACCUGAGACCUUGUAACACUAACGAGUAACAUGACACCAGGGAGGGAAAAUGGCCAAUUGGGCCAAAUGUGGACAUUUCCACUUAGGGGGGUGUACUUACUUUUGUUGCCAACGGUUUAGACAUUAAUGGCUGUGUUGUUAUUUUGAGGGGACAGAAAAUUUACAUUGUUAUACAGGCUGUACACUUACUACUUUACAUUGUAGCAGAGUGUCAUUUCUUUAGUGUUGUCACGUUAUAGUUUUCAUUUUUUUAUAAUACAAGCAGGAAGAGAAAGCACUUGCUCCAUUUGAUUUAAUCUUGGAGCUCCCCAAUCCUGCAAUACAGAACUGCCAAAUUCCUCCACAGUAAUCCUACUGUGCAUUAAAAAAAUAAAACAAAAUCCAUCAUUUUUGGUAUCUUUAAGCAUUACGAUGUUGUAUGUUUUUUGGGUUUAAUUAAAGUUACUUUUAUAUUGCUCUAGGCUGCGCCGAAUUGAUGCUCUUGCCACAUUUCUGUGGAUGAUGGUCGCCUCUGUCUACCUAAUCCAGCGAUAUCUUCUGACUGAAUUUCCCACCCUGGAUUCUGCUCGUCUUGGCGUCACGUCCUUGUGCUGUCUGGCCUGCUGCAUAUCUUCUAUGACAACAUACAAGGUUCACAAGAAAAAACAGCUGAGAAGGUCAGAACCAGAACCGUGAAUCCUGGGACCCAGAAUAUCCUCGUCCCCGUUUUCAGCCGUUCAAUCUGCAUCUGUCUUUCUCCGUUCCUCAUCGUCUUCUCUCCUCUCCAUGCUUCUGUUAAGAGUUCAUUCCUCUAGUUACUUUUAAGACAUAGUGUAGAGCCAUUGACUUAAUAAAAAAGAGGGUUACUGCUUUUACAUAUGCUAAAUGUACCAUUGGAUGUCGGUAUGCAAUUCUUGCACUUGAAUAUUAAGGUGGUUUUAGGAAAUGCUAGAAUGUUUAUAUAAUUUCUAAUUUUGUUAUUAUUGUUAUGUGACACUGUGCACAUCUUGUCCAUUUAUAAAAGCAGUGUGUUUUAGGCUGGUGGGAUUUUAUAUUUAAUUUUUUUUUUUUUUUUAAGCCAUUUAUGUGCCAGUAGAAGUCUACAUAUUUAGCUAUAAAAUGCUUCCAUCAAAGUACCUGAAGACAUAUGGCUAGUACUACAUAUGUGACCAGUGUUCUGGUUCAUGAUGAUCAUUAAUAGGUGUCUGUGUUCUAUCCUACCUUAAUCAACAUAGUUUAAUUUUUUUUUUUUUUUUGGUUAUUAACACUACUAUAAUUGACAGAUCAGUUUUUUCACUAAGAUCAUGAAAAGUGUUUUUAUAUGUGGUUAAAGGACCACUAUAGGCACCCAGACCACAUUAGCUUAAUGAAGUGGUCUGGGUGCCAGGUCCAUCUAGGGUUAACUCUGCCAGUUUCAGAGAAACUGCUAUGUUUACAUUAGGGUUAAUCCAGCCUCUAGUUGCUGUCUCAUUGACCGCCGCUAGAGGCGCUUCUGCGCUUCUCACUGUGAUUUUGACAGUAAGAAGACGCUAGUGUCCAUAGGAAAGCAUUGAGAAUGCUUUCCUAUGUACUGACUGUGCGCGUGGCUCUUGCCGCGCAUGCUCAUUCGCCGGAAGAUGGAGAGUCCCCAGCGCAGAGGGAGCCAGGCGCUGGAGAAAUGUAAGUGUUUAACACAUUCCUCUCCCUAGAGCCUGGCGGGAGGGGGGCUAUGAGGGUGGGGGGGGGGGGAACCUAUUAACACUAUAGUGCCAGGAAAACGAGUUAGUGGUCCUAUACUGGUCCUUUAAAUCACUUGAGUAGAGGAGGUUAGUUUCUAUUGUGUGCAUCACUACUAAGACUUUUUAUUUUUUCCAUUCUCAAUCAUUCUAAAGUUUCCAUAGGGGAAACCUUUAAGUUGUGGUUGGAAAAAGGUGCUAUAUUUAUCAUGAUUGAAAGUGUUAUGGAGAACUUCUACAUGACUGAUAGCUUCACCAAUACCGGUAUGCAAAUUCUUGGUUUUUAAUUGUAACUCACUAAAACUAAUUUUUUUUUUUUUUUUUAUUAUUAUUAUUUUAUUUAUUUUUAUUGAUUUUUUUCUGUUUUUGUUUUUGUGUUUGAUCUAACAUUUGAAUUAUCUGUAUGAAGAGCACAAAAAAGUGAAAACAUGUGGCCGGUGUGUAGCAUGAAACUUAUUGUGUAGUUUGUAAUUUUGAUAUAUAUUUAUUUAAUCUAUGUGCUGUGUAUGACAGAUUUCAAAGGGGGCACUACGUCCUAAUAUCAUGUAUAUGGAGACCACGGAAUGAGACGUAUGUAGAACAUCCCUACUCUUCUCACUGGGCUGCGGUUACAUACCUCCCUUUUUUAAAUAAAAUGAUCAGCACUGGAUGACUGGACAUAUGCAGCUUAUGCAGACAACAGGAAAUGGCUGAGUUUUCUAUUGUCCAGUAGUUUCAAACUUUCUCUUUAUGAAGGAAAGUGUUUUUUUUUUUUUUUAUUUUUUUUUAAUUGUAUGACAUACCUUUUUAGAUUUCUUAGUUGUCUGGUGUAUUUUAGUUACUUAAUUUUGCUAUUGAAGAGUGGAUAAAUGAACAGUUCUGUGCAAAUCCUGUUCUUCCCUAUUUGUCUCACAGGUGAUCAGCUGCAUGCACUGGUUGGUCAGUUCUUGAAUCUCUUACUUUUAAGCUAAGGCUUCUGUUGCUUAACAGGGAACAAAAACUGUCUCCUCCUGGAGCCGCAUGAGGCUAUUCCAAAUUAGGUCCACAACCUCCUUUAUUUAAGGCGGCAGCACCACACUAGUGUUGCGGCUGGCCCCGCCCGGCUCUGCCUCCUUGGCUGAGGUCAUCAGACUUGAUGAUCUCUGAUAACCCAAUGCUUUCCCAUAGGAACCUAACUUGCAUGUGCUGCAAAAUGCCACUCUGCGCCAGUCAGCAUCUCCUUAUAGAUGCAUUGAAUCAGUGCAUCUUUAUAGGGUGCGUUUAGCAUCUGCAUGCAGAUCGUGGAAAUGCUGAAUGCCUGUGCUACACACUGUGUAGCACGGACCCAAGAAGCUCUUCUAGUGGUCGUCUGAGUGACUGCUUCUAGAGGUGCUCCUAGGCAGUAGUGUAAACACUGCUUUUUCUCUGAACAGGCAGUGUUUCCAUUGCAAAAAAACCUGCAGGGACAGGCUAUAGACCCCAUAACUACAUUAAAGGGACACUUUAGUCACAAAACUACACAGAGAGAAUAUUUCUCUAUGCAGGCUUUAAAGAUGAGGGAAUUAAAAGGUAAGUUUGUCCUUCUAUGGCCCAGGAGCUGGGUAGCUCCAGGUUGCAUGUAGUGCUCUAAAUAAGCAUUGUCGCUGUCUUUAAAUAUCUCUGUAGUUGAAAAGAAAAUCUGACCAAAGAGCUAGCAAAUGUAAAAGUUCCCAAAUAUUGGCAUCUUUGGACCCGCAUGACACCUGCGACAUAAUUGUGGGGUGCCGUGUGUCGUUGGACAUUCCUGGUAAACAGACCAUUCAGUUUAGAGCAGAAAUCAGAUGUCACUCUCUGCCUUCCAGUUGGACAAUGAGUGUGUCUGUUAGAGCAGCUGCUGUUAACCCUGUGAUAUUAACUGCGGCUGCAUUGUGCUGUCCUUUUGCUGUGCCAUGUGUAUUUUAAUUUGUUUUCCAUCUCAUGUAGCUGAUCCAGCUGUCGGUCUGUUAUUUGCUUUCUGUGCCAGCCUUCUUUAUAUGACUGUGAACCAUCCAGUGUUAUUGUAAAACUUUUUUUGUGUUCGAUUUUUAUUUUGAACACAAAUUUUUAAUGUAUUCAACAAAAAUACUGCAUUUUUUUUUCCUUUUAAUAAAUGACCAUAAAACUUACUACGUUCAAUAAAUUGACUCCACUACCUGUGCUUUCAUACAACGCAUCAGGAGACACAUGACAUUGAACAGACCCCAACCUCUCUCAAACCUUGGGGUUUAUUCAAUAAAUGGGCAGCUAAGAAACUAUUUGACAAAACUAGCUGAAUAGGACAAUUUAUGUGCUAUUGUUUAUUGUACAUUAAUGCUAUCCAAAAUCUGCAAUUAGAUUUUUCACUUAAUUUUUAUUUAUAGUGUUAUACACUGAAAACAGCACUGUCGUAGUUUGGGGACUUUGGCAGGUUUGCAAAGAUCCCGCCCCAACCCCCCUUCCCAAAGGUGACAUCGCUGCUGGCCGAAGGGAGGCAGGUAAAGGUGAGAUAUACUUACCUGAACCUGUCUCUCACAGGCACUGCCAUCUUCUUCCUUCUGUCCCUCUUUAAUCUUCCACAGAGACACACAGAGCCAAUUCCCUGCAGCCAUCACUGGUGAUGACUGUCUGGAUUGACUCUGUAGCUCCGCCCAGUGUCUAAGAAAGUCUCUGGUGGAGAAAAUUAAAACGACAAUGUAGUCCCUACCUUUUCUCUGUGGACCUCUUUCAGAGAAAUUCCAACACAGUCAAAAGGAAUAUUUUUUUUUUUUUUUUUUUAUAAAGAUUUGAUCUAUAUGAAAUGCUCACUUUCAGGGGCUGACAGUGCCACUUUAAAUCCAAAUUGCUGUGAAUUUAAAUUGAAAUGGCAAAAACAGCUAAUCUUGAAAGUCUACUUGGCUAUAGUCACGAUUGUGCCAUUUUUCUCUUUCCAUUUUUAACAUACUAAAUUUCAGGAUUUAGUUAAAACACAGCUAGUACAUAAACACCCAUAUUACAUAAAAGGGACCUCUCACUUCAGAGAUAAAAGCACAGUCUAAAAUAGGGAUCGACCGAUUAUCGGUCUGGCCGAUAUUCUGUAUUUUCAGCAAUAUCGGUAUCGGCCAAUAAAGACGAUAUCUGGGUGCUGAGGGGGCCCAGCGCACUCUUACUUGCUUUCCCAUCAGCUCCCCUGUCUAACUCUCGCGAGUCCUGCGGCUGUUAGAGCAUUGCCAUGGGCUACCAUGGCAAAGUUCCGUGCGGCACAACGGCCGCGAGAGUUAGACAGGGGAGCUGAAGGGAGCUGCUGGGAAGGGAAGUAAGAGUGUGCUGGCCCCCCUCUGCACUUUCCACGCAAUAUUCACCCUCCCUCCCUGGCCAGGUAAGAAGCAUGGAGGGGGGACUAAAACAUCAUUAAAAAAAUAAUAUUUACACACACUCUGCAUUCAUUAUAUACACAUUACACACACUCUGCAUUCAUUAUAUACACAUUACACACACUCUGCAUUCAUUAUAUACACAUUACACACCCUCUGCAUUCAUUAUAUACACAUUACACACACACUCUGCAUUCAUUAUAUACACAUUACACACACACUCUGCAUUCAUUAUAUACACAUUACACACACACUCUGCAUUCAUUAUAUACACAUUACACACACACUCUGCAUUCAUUAUAUACACAUUACACACACUCUGCAUUCAUUAUAUACACAUUACACACACACACUCUGCAUUCAUUAUAUACACAUUACACACACACACACUCUGCAUUCAUUAUAUACACAUUACACACACACACUCUGCAUUCAUUAUAUACACAUUACACACACACACUCUGCAUUCAUUAUAUACACAUUACACACACACACUCUGCAUUCACAUUACACACACUCACAUUACACACACACACUCUGCAUUCAUAUAUAUUACUCUGCAUUCAUUACACACACACACACUCUGCAUUCACAUUACACACACACUCUGCAUUCAUUAUAUACACAUUACACACACACACUCUGCAUUCAUUAUAUACACAUUACACACACACACACUCUGCAUUCAUUAUAUACACAUUACACACACACACACUCUGCAUUCAUUAUAUACACAUUACACACACACACACUCUGCAUUCAUUAUAUACACAUUACACACACACACUCUGCAUUCAUUAUAUACACAUUACACACACACACUCUGCAUUCAUUAUAUACACAUUACACACACACACUCUGCAUUCAUUAUAUACACAUUACACACACCCUCUGCAUCCAUUAUAUACACAUUACCACACAUCCUCUACAUUAUAUACACAUAACACAUAUACACACACUCUGCAUUCUUUAUAUACACAUUACACAUUUACUUAACUCUGCAUUAUUGUGUAGAAACAUUUAAACAAAAAAAAAAAGGUAAAUGUACAAAAUAUCUGUAUCACAAGUCUCAUUAUUGCCUGAAAUUCACGAUCGGCUCUGCUAAAGUUAACGUAAAGGUUAGGCACUGCUGUUUAUUUGCAUCAAACAUACUUUCAUUAACCCAAUGAUCCCAAGCUUUUAGCCUGUGAAGGUCAGAUGGAAACAUGGAAAAAUAUGUGCAAUAUGGUCAGGUAGCCGCGCCAGUUGCUCAGAACUACUGCAGGGCAACGUUUAUCUCUGCACGCCUCCUUUGCAUUAUAAAAAGGUGAGGGUAACUUCUUUAAAUGGCUAUAGAUGGAAGCAUUGCAGUUACUGGUUAAAGUGGCACUGUCAUGCCAAACUACUAUUUCUCUUCCUCUCUCAGCAUCAUCUUUUCUUCCUUUCUGGUCUCGUUUUCUUUAAAACGGAAGACAAAUUAGGGACUACUAUGUCUUAUGUCUUUUUCCUACGCCUGACAUUCCCUGACACAAGGAGGAGCUUAGGUCAGCUCCAUUUACGUAUUGAGGGAAAACUUUCUCUGACAGGUAGUGGAACUAACUUAAGCUCCCCCUUGUGUCAGACAAUGUCAGGCGUAGGAAAAAGACAUAAGACAAAGUAGUCCUUACUCCUUAUUUUGUUUUAAAGAAAACUAAAUGAAGAACUAACUGGAGAACUGAUUCUGAGAGCGGAAGAGUAGAGAAAACAAUAGGCGAAAGGUAAGUUCAGUGUGACAGUGCCGCCUUAAAGGAACACUAUAGCCACCUAAAUAACUUUUUAGCUUAAUGAAGCUGUUUUAGUGUGUAGAUCAUGCAUCUCUGGUUUUACUGCUAAAUUCUCUGCCAUUUAGGAGUUAAAUCACUUUGUUUCUGUUUAUGCAGUCCUAGCCACACCUCCCCUGGCUGUGACUGACAGUCUGCAUGGAAAAAAAACAAUUUUCUCUUGCUCUGUAAACUGAACUUUAAUCACAUACAGCAGACUCUUGCAGGGUCUAGCAGGCUAUUAAAAUAGCGAGGGAUAAGAAAAUCUAAAUUAAAUAAAACUUGCAAUAAAGGAAGGAAAAAGAUGAGAUGACUCUUUACAUGAAGUGUUAAGGAAGGCUGUGCAAGUCACAUGCAGGGAGGUGUGACUAGGGUUCAUAAACAAAGGGAUUUAACUCCUAAAUGGCAGAGGAUUGAGCAGUGAGGUUGCAGGGACAUGAUCUAUACACCAUAACUGGUAAAUUAAAGGGACACUAUAGUCACCAGAACAACUACAGUUUAUUGUAUUUGUUCUGGCGAGCAGAAUCAUUACCUUCAGGCUUUUUGAUGUAAACACUGUCUUUUCAGAAAAAAUGCAGUGUUUACAUUACAGCCUAGUGAUAACUUCACUGGCCACUCCUUCACACUUCCCUGUUAGAGAUCCUUCCUGGGUCCUGGCUGCCUAAAAUGCAUCCAAACAUUCAGUAUCUCCUCCCUCUGCAUGCAGACACUGAACUUUCCUUAUAGAGAUUCAUUGAUUCAAUUCAUCUCUAUGAGGAGAUGCUGAUUGGCCAGGGCUGUGUUUGAUUCAUGCUGGCUCUGCCCCUUAUCUGCCUCUUUGUCAGUCUCAGCCAAUCCUAUGGGGAAGCAUUGUGACUGGAUCAGACCACCACUUCUGAUGAUGUCAGCAGACUGCUUGUUUUUUGAGGCAAACAGCAUGCGGAUCUACAGCUUCAGGCUUGAAUACAGUAAGAUUUUGCUAUAUUUUAAGAGGCAUGAGGGGCCCAGGCGGGCUAGAUGGUGGUUUUAACCGUAUAGGUUCAGGAAUACGUUUGUUCCUGACCCUAUAGUGAUCAUUUAAGCUAAAGUUGUUUUGGUGACUACGGUGUCCCUUUACGGGUUUAAAUGGUGAAAUUGCAAACCUUUAUUUAUAGGUGGUCCUAUAUAUGACCAAAUACAUUGUUGCAAAUUAACUUUUCAUAUGAAGAUAGUGUGCUCAGUGCAACAUGGGAUUAUGUUAAUUGUCUCCACUGCAAUGUUUAGUAAGGGCUUCAAUAGCGUUUGAGGUGAGGGGGACAUCUAGAGCAUCCCAGCUUAGAGCAGAGUACCAAUAGAGUGCUAACAUUGUGACCGUUUAUACACUAAACACCUGAUUUGUUGUGAAAUUACAAAAUGUAUGCAACCUAUCUGAAUAGAACUCUGUAAUACCAUGGAAAAAUGUUUGCAACUCUGUGUUUAGUGAAUAAACCCCCGACACACCAGUGCCAUUUCCCAAAAUAGGUUCAAUAGGCUCUGCGCCCUCACAUUUCAUUUUAAUUGCAACUAGUUUGUUUUGGUGUUUUUCUUGCGUUCUUCCUGUGAGUUGCUACAGUCCGUGUUCACAAUUGUGUGUGUGUGUAACCAACUUAGAAUACUCUUUCAGGGAAACGUAUUAUUCCGACUAGAGCUAGAAUAGAUGUUGAAUUUGCCUGAAAGAAAGAAGUCGCCAUUGUUGUAUAGGAACUAUGGGAUCUGCCCAAUCCCAUUUAAAAACAAUGCUAGGAUUGACUCAGACAGUUCUUGGUUUCAGAAGCUGCAAAUGCUGAAAUGUCAAAGGUUAGUAUCUGCUGAGUUAUACCUUUUACAAAUUGUUCACACUGAGAUCAGAUGCACCUGUGUCAGCAAAGCUUUGUUUGGGCCUUUAUUUUAUACAUAAAGGCUUUGGCAGUAUUAUCGGUGACCGUAAUUAAGCUGAAGUCUUAAAUUCAGAGACUCAAGGCUAUCUGUACAUUAUCAAAUCCUACCUUCGUUUUGAAUGACUGCAGUGGCCCCCUUCAUUACAUUGUCGUAUUAAGUAAUGUUUGGUCGCUUUUGAAAAUGGCAAAUCGUCUAUAUGAAAUACUUUUAAUGUUUCAUGGAGAUAAAGUUAUGUUCAGUCAUUCUCCAUGAAUUGUUCCUGAAAGGUUCGCUCUACAUUCGGAUAUGCUGUGUCUACUGAUUCUUUACCCUGGUCCUUAGAAUGAAUACAAAAAAAAAAAAAGUAUAAAGAUGUAUUCUGGAAAAUGGUUGAAGGUGGCAAAUACUACAAAAUCUAUUUUACCACUCUUAAUAAAGGGAAACCGGAUUUUAGCAGAACUGAUGGAUUACUUCCAUCAGAAAGAACAUCAAUCAUAACCUACACCUGAACAAAUUGUGCGGGAUUUACGUGUGGCUUCUUACUCGUUGAAUUGUUUCAGGCCUAGAUUAAAAGGAAUUUGAACCAUCUGACAUGCAUUCAUAUACAAGUAUAAUGAAUAUUGAGAUAAUCAGUGCAUUGUUCUUAUUUUGUACAUUUAUUGGCAUCACAGGUCAUUUGAUUGAAGGGUUUUGGUUAGUUUUUCACAUUAUUCUUUGCCGAAUGCUAAAUUAAAGGAAAUUGCUAUAAUCUUACUAUACAUGAGUUGGUCAUUUAUUUAUUUUUUUGCCCCAUGUUAGUAUGAUUUACCUAAUUUUUCUCGUCUGGAAGACUUCUUGGUGUAUUCACAUAGUAUUUAUUUUAUUGAAUGACUUGCUUUGGAAACCUCCUUAAUUUUUUCAAGGCUAAUGCUUUCAACUUAAUAAUGUGAGGAUUUCCUUAAAGCUUCUUGUUUUCAAAAUUCUGUUACUCCAAGCAACAAGAAAACUUCCUUUAACUCCUUAAGGACACAUGAUGUGUGUGACAUGUCAUGAUUGCCUUUUAUUCCAGAAGCUUGGUCCUUAAGGGGUUAAGAAAGCUUGUUUUAUUGUGUCAACAUGAUUUUAAAACAAGAGGUGAGCUACACAUUGGGUUUCCCUCCAUUUGAGGUAAGCAAGACUGACUUGGCAGUGUCAAAUUGCCAUUAACCCUUUCAGGACUGUCAUCAUUAUGGCACCCUAGCAUCCAUAAUAACUUCAUUGCCCCGAGUAGCUUUAAAAUAAAUUUGUUUUAAAAUAAAGCUUGGAGAAAAGACGAGACAGGGGGGAUAUGAAAGAAACAUUUAAAUAUAUAAAGGGAAUCAACACAGUAAAGGAGGAGACUAUAUUUAAAAGAAGAAAAACUACCACAACAAGAGGACAUAGUCUUAAAUUAGAGGGACAAAGGUUUAAAAAUAAUAUCAGGAAGUAUUACUUUACUGAGAGGGUAGUGGAUGCAUGGAAUAGCCUUCCAGCUGAAGUGGUAGAGGUUAACACAGUAAAGGAGUUUAAGCAUGCGUGGGAUAGGCAUAAGGCUAUCCUAACUAUAAGAUAAGGCCAGGGACUAAUGAAAGUAUUUAGAAAAUUGGGCAGACUAGAUGGGCCGAAUGGUUCUUAUCUGCCGUCACAUUCGAUGUUUCUAUGUAAAGUGAUUAUCUGCCUAGGUCUUUGUGAAGUCUCUUUUUCUGUUUUAGUUUUAGCCAAAUAAAUGAAAACAUCCAGCACUCUCUGUUUUCUUAUUGGGUCCCACAAGUAACUGAUCACAUUUCAGGAUUCUAUUAAGCCAGGUUGCAUUUGGGUAACUAGUGAAAGAAGCACAAAUCUAAGAAAUGCUGUCCAUUUCCUUUAUGUUGACUAUUUCACUGGUCUUGGCAGAACCUGAGACACUCUGUGAUGAAGUGAGAGCUCUUUCAUGUUUGCUGUUUACUUUCUGCUAUAGACUGUAUAGUUUCUUCUUGUCCUGAGAAUCUUGCUCAGCCGCCUCCUCCUCUCUUCAACAGGAUUGUUUCCAAAGAGUCAAAUUGUAAUUCGUUUGUCGGAACUGUUCCCAUCAACCCUGGAGUUGUGCCUGCUUCUACUCCCAUUUUAUUUACCCCACCUGAGCUGCUACUGCAGUUGAUGAAAAAGCAGAAGUAUGAAUCCCAACUGAAGGACACCACUUCCUCGCUGCAUGGUCGUCUGAGCAAAGCCCUCUCUCUGGGCACGAUUCCUUCACUUUCCCGUACAGGUAAUGGAACAGUUGAAUAUAAUUUCCACCUGAUAUGCUUAAACAGUCUGAAAGUCAACUGUGCACAAGCGAAACAUACUGUGAUUCAAUGCCAUUUGUGAUUUGUUUCUUACAUUUGCAAUUUUAUUUCUGCCAAAAUUUGUAAUAAAAGCAGCGACAUUGAGACCAGGUUAAUUUUUAAAAUGUUCCCUUUUCUUAAUUUAUUCCCUACAUUUAGGUUAAAAUCAAUUUGGCAACGUAUAAGAAUGCUUGCUAUUCAGCAAAUUAACAGUCAACACGUUUCGUACGUCAGCACUUUAGGUGCACAAGUCUAAAGUACUAAAGUAUGAAAUGCUUUGACUGAUGUUUGGGGAGUCGAAAGCCCUUUUUGUUGUACGUUGCUGGAUUUAUUUUUAACGCAUACCUGGAGAAUAAAUGAAGUAAAGGGAAACCUUUUAAAGAUUAAAUUCGUCUCCAUAUCUCUGCUUUUAUUACUUCUAUUGACAUUAUCAGAGCAGAAGGACCACCUCCGGUUGCAGUGAUGGAGAGAUUGGCAUCAUCUAGUUUAAAGGUACUACCAGAAUGGCAAAAUGACUGGGUUUCCACACGAUGAGAGAUUUUACGAGAAAUUCAUUAAGUGGCUUCAUAUAAAAUAUUUCGGGUCUUCUUUUCCUUCAAUGAAUCAGGGGAAGGGGAUUGGAUGCAUGGAUCAUUUUGAUUCUCUUUAAAUGGGUGUAAGACACUGUCAGCUGGACACCUCUCCCCCUCUCUGCAGUGGAAUGUGCAACAAUCAGUGUCUCAGACUUUCCAGCCAGCCCCUUGCCCCCGAUGGAUUUCAAAGGCAGAGACAUUGGCCACAUAUUUACACCCUAUAGAAAUUAAAUGGGUGGCACUCACGCAAUGCACUGAAUAGCCAUAUAUGUUUCCUGCACUGAAAAUGUGUGGCACUUAUUAAUUUUGCUCUCAAACAGUUACUAAUCUGUAAAACAGUCUUGGAAUAAGUAAAUGCUAGUAAAUAUAUUGUUGGAGUAUCUCUUUAACAUGACAGAAGAACAGUUUUUAAUGGAUCAAUGUAAAUUUCUUUGGCAUAAUCCGCUUUCUUCAGUGGUCAUGGUCAAGGUUUAAAUUCGAACAAGUAUUUGGCAUAUUUACACUUCCCUGUGUUGUCAGAGUGCAGAUAUCACUUGGGGAUUUACUCAUUAUACAGUGAGUUAACAAAAAAGUUGGAAAGUUGUUAAACUGGCCUAUAUUUAUGCAAUUUUUUUCGUGUGAAUUACAAAAUGGGAGCUUACAGUGACUUUUUUUUGUAUGUUUGUUUUUUUGUGUGUGCGAAUGUGUUCAAUAUUAGUCAAUAGAUAAAAUCUAAUCUUGUGUGCUCCUGCUGCAGAUUCGGGGUACCUGUUCAGCGGAAGCCGCCCACCAUCCGUAGCCUCUACCUACAAGGGUCAGGAAUCUGCUGGUUCAGGUAAACCGGAUGUAACAUUUGAGUCAAAUCUUUCUAGCAAUAUAAAGGAACACUAUACUGUCACAAAUACAAACCUGUAUUUCUAAACCUUUAAGUGCCCUACUCCAUAAUUAGUUUUAGCCGAUAGACAACACGGCGACUGCUACAGUAGUUAGUUGAAAUGACACGGUCUGGGUGAGUUUAGUGGCUCUGCUUUAGUUCAAGUCCUCCUUUGCUACCCCUCCUUCCCAACCUAAAGUGUUUUUGAUUCAGCUGUAUGUGAUGUCAUGAAAUAAGAGAUGUAGUUCAGUCGUUCGAUUUUAGUUUGCAAUUGAAAUACAACUAACAAAACCCCUUGUUAAACCCAUAAAUCCUGAGAUUCAAAUGUAUUAUUAACUUUUCUUUGUGUAUAUAUUGCAAUGCCUUAGAAAAAAAAGGACUGAACUUCUGAGGUGUCCAAUUUGCUUUCUCCCAGAUUACUACUCCCUUCUGUCAGGUAGUCGUGCAUCCACUCCUCUUCCUUCCCCUACCCCUUCUAUUGCUGGCUCUGCUAUCUCCAGCUCGGGGUCCAUGUACCAUCGAAGACCAUUGAUAAGUCCUGCCCGACUGAACCUUCAUGGGCAAAAGCUUGGAAUAUCGCAUACAUCACUGAAUGGAAAUAUAACUCGGAACAGCAGUGAGGAUUCUUGCUACCCUGACAGCACACUCUGCCUUUUGGAGAUCCCACAAUUUGUGACCAAACAUUACUGUAAGUCUCCGACGCAUCUGAGCAAUUCAUUCCUACAUCAAACCAUUUUUGUAUAUUAUUUUAUUGCAUUCGUCCAAGUAGGUGUGUGGUUCUUUCAUUAAGCAUAUUUUUUCUGCCAAUUGAACAGCGCUGUAUGUGCUGUUAUUCUGAAUCAUUUACAUUCAUAUUUUUGCACUGAUUUUGUAUGAUUGACUGGAAUCUGUUCAAUAUUUCUGGGAAAUUGUGUAAACUAAGCUGUGAGUGAAAGUCUGCUUGCUUUCCAGCGUUAAGCCCUUAUCGACAACAUGGGGGGACCUGAAUUUUGUGACCUUUUUUCCUGGUUAUUCACUAAAAUUAGAAUUUUCAUGAAUUAGAUCAAAAUAGCUGAUCUAGACAAUUUCUCCAAAUCUGCUAUUGUCCCUUCUUGGCUAAUUGUGCCUCUAUUUGGAAUAAUUUAAUUUAAUGAACAUUCAAUGUUUGUUUUUAGGGUUUUCUCGUCCCUAUCCCCCCCACCACUCAUGGUCUCCGUUUAAUAUUGUAGGCCCAAAUUGGACAUUUGCCAUGCUUAAGUUGGUGAUUUUUCUCCUGGUCAUUACCAUUGCAGUUGAUGCAUGACUCCUCUCCAGCAAUCUAAUUAAUAUGACACACUGCAAGUUAGCCCUAGGUUACACAAUAUUGUAGAAUUGUCACAAUGUCAUUGAGGCUAUUAUAUAAUAGAGGAAAUGUGAAAACUGGGAUUUGCCCAGGCUGUUCUUUUUUUUUUUUUUUUUUUUCUUGACACUGUCAUAUCUGUGUCAAAUUAUAUUUAAAUACAUGUAGAAAUUAUAGUAAUAAGUGACCCAUAUUAACUGGUAGCAGCUACUUUUUUCUUAUCACAACUGCCACAAAUAUGACCUCUAUUUAUACAGAUUUUCAACACAAUUUUUUGGUAAAGUAUCUGGGUAUUUUCUUGGGUUUAUCAAAAUAAUGUUACGAUUACAUGAUUUAGUUUAUCAACAAGUGCAUCAAACUUUCGUAAAAUGCCAUCUACUUAUGAUCUUUCUCAUUCUACAGCCAAUGCAAGGAUCCCACCAACAGCUUAUAGUGUGUCAAACAACACAGCACUUUACAAAGAGGAGAACUCCUCACAAUCCUCUACAUGCCCAGUGGACACGACGACUGGAUUCAUGGACUCCCCAAAGAUCCGGCAAGGUAUGAUGAUUAGUGCAAUCCUGGGCUGGGCUGAUUUGCAGGUGGUGCUGUUUUUCACAGUCUCUUUUAUCUUGCAGGUUUCUGUGGAAUCGGCCUCAUUCAUGGAUUUUUUGUCAUCAGCCUCACCCUUAAUCUCCUCUUCCUGUCUUUCUACCUUCACCCCUUAGUUAUCUCUUUAGUUUAAAGUAGAAAGAUAUAGAAUAAAAUUUUAAAACAUCAUUUUGGCAGUGCUUAUUUUUCGAGAAUAUUAUUAAAGAGUUUCCUGUAUUUGUCAAAUCGUUGAAAGGAAAGUACAGUAUUUAGGCAACAUCUGUUGGGAUUUGGGAAUAUAUUGUUGUGAUGCUAUUAUGGUGUAGUUGAAUAAAUUUUAUUUUUUUUAUACUUGGAAUAGAUAUUAUUAACAAAAUAUGCAAAAACAGCCAAUUCAAGUAAUACAACAUGUGGCAAGACGCUGCAUGGGUGAAAUGAUCGUAAAAUAGCUGGGGAUUUAAUAUGUAACACUAUUAACCGGGGGAGGUGACCAGGGCUGCAUAAAUUCUUAAAGGAUUACUCCAACCACCAUGACCACUUCAGUGAUUUUAUGGUGGUUGGAGUCAGCAUGUGCAGUGUUUCUGCUUGAAACAUUGCACAAACAGAGAUAUUAACAAUUGUGUGCUGGGGUAGCUUGUAUCCUCAGCACACGUGACAUUGGUUGCCAAGAACUCUGUUCUGGACUGCCUAAUCUAAAUUCUGUGCAUAUAUCUUUUAAAGAGACCCAUGUAGGAAUAGACUCGCCUAAUAAGGUCUCCUCUGUCCAGAUAUUUGCAAAUCACAGCUUUUAGCAGGAUCUAAGACAUGGCAAGCAGAACCUCAAACACUACUGUUUUUAGGAAACCCAAGCUAACUUAUUAGUCUAGACCUGACUCUUCAGGACAGGAAGAAAUGGGAGAGAACUCCUAUAUAUAAAAGUGAAUUCCCUACGAAGGGCAUUUACAAAUGAAGCCAUGAGGCCUUUCAUCCUGAUUGGUUAAACGUAUCUGGGUAACAUUCGCAAUAGUAGUUAAUACACACAGCUGUGUUCAAACUUCCAGCAGGGAAGGGUGUCUGGCAAAAAUAGGGGCUACAUGUUUGAAACUGAAAUACAGGCAGCAAGGAACUGGAAAUUGCAAUACUGGAAUGACUAGGAAUGGUCACACCGAAAAAACAGACUAUUUAAUUCACUAAACAGUGUGGCAAAUUGAAAGCUAAAUUGUAAAGACUUGGAUAUGAUGGCCGGGUUGGAAAAGGACCCUAGCUGGAGUGUUUUCCCAGCUGUUGUGACCUAAUGUUUUAAAUUAGGCUUUCAUUUCACCACAAUUCACUGUUUAAUAAAUAAACACAGUUUUUAAAAGGGUUACUCCAAGCACCAUAACCACUACACCUAGCUGUAGUGGUUAUGAUGCAGGGUGUGCCCUGGUGCAGUCUCCUGAUAAUGAAGUAAACCGUUUUGCAAUGAUUUGCCCUCUUACCUGGGUCCCACCGGGUGCUAUGGUGACAUCUAAUUUCUACAGAGCCGGGUGCCGAUCCCUUAGCCAUUCAUUGGCUGAGAGCAACAGCUCUACCAAUAGAUGGCAUUAUGUACAGAGUUGACAUUAGCCAUCAUCAAACUAUUUUUUUCUGUCAUAUGGUGGCAGUAACUGAAGGGUUAUACUUCUCCCUGAGGACAAGACAUCUUAGCAAUUAAUUUUAAAAAAGGACCCUCCCCCUUUACCUAUAAAGUGCUGUACCUCCAGACAUACCCCAGUCUUCUUUCUUGUCCCGAGAGGGAAGGACAGGACAUCGGAUGGUGAGACACACGGGUUUUGUCUGGGAGACCCGGUCCGAGAGCUGCCCGGGCGGUAGGCUGUGACCAUGCUCCUAACUGGUAAGGUUACGGAGCAAGUGGAGGGAGAGUCUAUUUAUGCCGAGAACGGUUCCGGCAUUACUUCCUGGAGGUGGAGCUCGGGCCGAGCAUGCGCACAGGGGUGGAACGCACGCCCGGGUGGCUUCUGGAUGCGCUAACACGCAUGCGCAUACCGGAACCUUAAAGGAAUAUUUUUUUUUUUUUAAAUAAAUUUUUUAAAAAAACGUGAAAAUUGAAAUCCGGCAAAUAUAAGAAGCUGUGCAGUACCUACUGACUGCAUGGAUGCAGGUCAGAAGUAGUACACCGUGUCACCUGCCCCCCACACGGCUCAGAGGUAUUUUGAGGUGAGAUUUAAAUUAAUCUUUACUUUAAAAUAUUCUCUGAAAAUAUUUUCAAAUCAAGCUAAAAAAACCUCCUUUCAUAUGUUCUCCACAGAUAUGUCUAGCCCAGCUUAUCCUGACAUGGACAAAGAAAAUCUGGCUGCUGCUAAGCCUAGAAAGGCUACGGUAAAAUCUAAACAUCUAGUUUGCAGUGAAUGUGCAACGCCUCUCCCAGAUGGAUCAAGGAAAAAGAUGUGCAGUCAGUGUACUGCAAAUUCUUUGGAAAGAGAUAAGCAAAAAGAUAUGCAGUCUUUCCUAACCUGGUUCCAAGAAAAUCUGGCCCAGACCUUGGAAACGAUUGAGUAUAAAAAGGUGGAAUCCCCGAUACAACAAAGGAUCAAGAAAAGAAGGUCGCCGCCUACACCUGAAAGCUCAUCUGGGGAAUAUAUUUCAUCAAUUGAUUCAGAUGAUUCAGGUUCCUCUUCAAGUGAACCGGUUGGUUUAUCUUCCGAUGAAAUUUGAAAUUUUUUAAAGGAAGUUAACCUAACAAUCCUACCUCAGGAUACUGAGAAUCCUAAAAGGGUUUUUUUUUGUACAGCAAAGCCUCGUGAAUCUCAUUUUUAGGGAAUGGAGAAACCCUGAAAAACAUGCUUUUAUUUCUAGACACUUCAAGGAUAUCUUCAGACUGGCGGGCAAAGUUAUUU